UCCAACGUUGGUUCGAGCCACAUUUUUAUUCGUCAGCGACUUGGUGUUCUUUUCUUUUGUAUUGCUGGUGUGCGCUGCGGGUUAUAAUACAUCUCUAGCGGCAGACGUAACUUCUAAAGCGACGGGCUACAACUUAUAGCUGCAACAAACACAAUGAUGUAGGCCAGGGAGCGAACACACCGGCUGGAUACGCGCUGAAGGAAAGCGCGUCAGUGUUGGCGAUGCGCGUGUGUCGUGGCGAUGAUGAUAACCCGUGGUCAGUUGUCAAAAGUACUGUCCUUUUGACGGCUUGGGUAGUCCUUUAUCCAGCAGUGGAUCAAGCAAGCUGCUAGCUAUCGCUGGUGAUGAGAUUGAGAGAGGAAUGGGCUAUCUAGCGACCUUUCUUUUCAGUUUCUUUUGGUGACUUUACGAUUCGUAUCUAACGAGGGAGUUGGCAAUCGCAGGAGGAGGAUCAGAAGCGACCCCAGCUGCCCGGGGCUGAGGCUGCCUCGCCCGGCCAGGAGGAGGAGAGGGCCAUACCCCCCCACGGCCCCACGUCUCCAGACGCCAGCCAUGGGCUCACAACGCUCGGCCAGAAGUCGGGGGGGUCUUCUUCUCGCUCUCGCCGUGGUCACCGCGCUGAGCCAGAGCGACCCUGCGCUGGGCGCUUCGUUCUUCGGAGACAGCUACGUGGAGCUUCUGCUGACCGAGGCGUCUGACCAAACGGAGCUGAGUCUGCGCUUCCGUACGCACCAGCGGAACGCGCUGCUCUUCCUGGCCGCAGGCAGCAGCGACUACUGCCUGCUGGAGCUACGCGCCGGGCGCUUGCAGCUGCGAAUGGAGCUGGGCUCCGGAGAGGGCGUGCUACGGACCGAGCCUGGCGUGCGCAUGAAUGACCUGGAGUGGCACCGCGUGAGAGUUCAGCGCAAGGGGGAGGCGGUUACCAUGACGGUGGACGGCCGCGCACCCAGCUCAGCGCGCCUCCCAGGUCAGCUGCAGGAGCUGAACAUCCAGCACGGCCUUCUGCUUGGCGGGAUCGGCAGCCUGGAGCGGCCCUACCUCACCGGCCGCGGAGGCGUGCAGUCCUUCAGGGGCUGCGUGGAGGAAGUGGUCUUCAAUGGGCACGACAUUCUGGCGUCCCUGCGGUCGUACGCCGGUCACAAGACGGUGCACGAGGUCUCGGCAGGCUGCAGCCCUGAGUUCGAGGCCAACCCCGAUGAUGCCGUCAGCUUCUUCAGCCCGUGGUCAUACUUGGCGUUCCCACCUGUCUGGGGGGACAGCGGCAAGGCGGUCUUUGAGUUCCAGGUGCGCGUGGGUGUCAAGAGCGGCAUCUUGCUCUACCACUUCCGGGCGGGCAAAAAUCCUCCGUUUGCAGCGCUCGAAAUACGCGAGGGCCGCUUGUGGUCACUCCUCAACGUCGGCGAAAGAACCGUGGUCAUAAGUCCCAAGACCAUGGUGAACGACAGCCGCUGGCACCACGUCCAUUUCGCUUUCACCGCCCGGCACGUCACGUUGAGGGUGGAUAACAAUACCGUGACAGAGAGCUUCGUAGUGGUUGACACCCGCAAGUUCCUGGAGCUGCGGCGCAGCGGCGAGCCCCUGUUCGUCGGCGGCGUGGACUCCAGCACGAGAGCCGAGGCGCGGAGGAACGGCCUGGCCUCGCUGAGGGGCGGCAGCAGCCGAGGAACGGGCGGGUCACUGCGCGGCUGCUUACGCGACCUGAGGGUGGACGGGGAGCAGCGGAACCUGCAGGACGUGCUGGUGUCCAAGGACAUCGCCGUGGGCUGUCGGGAUGACGUGGCGACAGUCGCCCCGACCGCCAAACUCAAGGCGCCCAUCACGCCGACAGCCAAACCGCGGAGAGUUAAGGGCACCACGAAGCCGACUGCACCGCCGACAAAGGCGCCAACGACCACUGUUGCCACCACGGCUGCCGCUACCUCCACCACCAUUAAGCCCACGGAGCCUCCUCUUCUGCUCCUGCACGAGCUGGAGUUGCCGGAAGGGGGGAAAGCAAACUUGAAUUACAAAAAUAUCAGAACGAACGUGAACCUCCAGGCACUGGGAAAUCGACCAUCGCAGUUGUUCUUCAGAGUUUUGAGCGGGCCUUGGCACGGCAAAAUUAAGGUCGGCGGUGCCGUGCCGGAGUCAGAUGCACCGAGCGCAGGGCACGUGGUGUUCAACCUCCUCGACGUGUCUCAGGAGCGGGUGGUGUACGUGCACGACGGCUCCGAGGCCCCGGGUGACACGUUCACCUUCGAGCUCUACGUGACCGGCAAGAGGAAUAAAAUGCCCGAUGUCCUCCUCAAUGGACUGAAGGAGCGGUACGUCUUUAACAUAACCGUGUUGCCGGUAAACGAUCCUCCGGAGUUGGUGCUUCCAACCGGGAACCUGUUCACGCUUGUGGAACAGAGUAGGAAAAAGCUCACCCCGGACGUACUGCAAGCCAUCGACGCGGACACAGACGCCGCCGAGCUGAAGAUCUCCGUCCUGGGCAACUUGAACGCGGGAGCCGGUCACCUGGAGAGCACACGGGAACCGGGCAAGGUCAUCACGUACUUUUCAUACGCGGACAUGCGGGCGGGGGACGUGUACUUUGUGCACCACGGCUUGAUCAGGAACUCGCGGAUCGCUUUGCGCGUGAGCGACGGGGAAAAGGUGAGCAACACCGUGGUGCUCCGGCUCCUCGCUAUCCCCGGUGAGUUUGGCGUGGAGAACAACACCGGGAUAUCCGUGUCGGCGCUGGAAGGAUCAGCGCUGAUUCUCACCGCAAACCUCUCGGUGCGCACCAACGCAGCGGACCAGGACGUGGAGAUACAGUACAGCGUCACGGAGCUGCCCAAGCACGGGGAAAUCCAGCGGCUGUACGAAUCCAACGGGAGGUGGAGGAGGGCCGAGUCGUUCACGCAGCGCGCGAUGGAGAGGAAGCACGUGAGCUACGCCCUCAGCGAUGGCGCCAACAUCGCCGCCGGCGUCACCGAUCGCUUCCGAUUCAAGGUGUCCGUUUUCGGAAAGGUUUUGGAGGAGCCGCAGGAAUUCGUGAUCCGUGUCAGUCCGGCGAAGCUCAAGGUCGUGAACAACAGGUCCUUGGAGCUUGACAAGGUCGAGCGAGCGCACUUGACGCAGAAGAACCUGCAGACGCGAGUGGAGGGGGCCAAAGUGAGCGACGCAGACAUUAAGUACAACAUCAUUACCCUGCCCGCUAAAGGUCAUUUGUACCUGGGAGACGUGAAGUUGACGGCCAACGCGUCGUUUACGCAGCGCGACGUGAGGAAUGGAAGCGUUUCCUACUUGCUGAAGGAAAGAGCCAAAUUCGACAUGGAAGACACCGUAUGGUUUCACGUUGUGGCCCAGCGUCUCAAGUCCAAAUUGCACAGUUUUUGUUUCACGAUAAAAGCCGAUUCCGAGGCAAUUGAGGUUACUAACAAUGGGCUUAGCAUCGUAGAAGGCGAGGGAAAACUGAUUACGAAGAACGAUCUGUUUUUGGAAACCCUAAACACACAAAACUUUCGCUACGAGAUUAAACAAAGCCCAAGGCAUGGAAAACUCAAGAAAAUCAACCUCUCCGACUCUGCAGAUAGCAACGACAACGUAACAACCUUCACAAACGAGGACAUAGUGAACAAACGGCUCAUGUACAUUCAUGACGAUUCCGAGACCGCCGAAGACCGGUUCACUUUCUCCGCCACUCCCACGGACCUGAAUUUCUCAUCAGCGUUCAACGACGCCUUCAACGUCACGGUGCAGCUUCGGAACGACGAGAAGCCCGCCCGCACGGUGGACCGCGUGCUCCGGGUGGUACGGAACGGCCACAAGCUGCUCACCCUCUCCGACCUGGCUUACCACGACGCCGACGUCGACUCGGACGACGCCGCGCUCGUGUACACGAGGCGCGGCAUCCCCAACGGCGAGCUGGUGGCGGCGGACGACCCCGGCAAGAAGCUCUACCAGUUCCGCCAGGGAGAUCUAGCGGAGCGCCGGGUGCUCUUCGCGCACCGGGGCAUGGACCAGGGUCGCUUUGUCCUGUGGGUGUCGGACGGGAAGCACCAGGUGACCGCGCUGUUGGAGGUCGCGGCGAGCGAGCCAUACGUCCGGGUCAACAACGGCACGGGCCUGCUCGUGCGCAGGGGACACUCGCGGGCCAUCGCCGCGGCGAACCUGAGCGUCGACACCAACGUGGACGUGCGUGACGACGGCGACGUCGUGUUUCGGGUGACCGAGUCGCCGAGGCACGGGCGGCUGCUGCUGGACGGCCACCCGGCCGAGUCGUUCACGCGGCACGACCUGCGGACGGGUCGAGCUACGUACCGGCACGACGGCAGCCGCGGCGGGCUGCACGAUCGCUUUCGAUUCGUCGUGGAGCUGCGAGGGCACGGCGAGGGAGCGGAGAUGCGGGUGGAGGGCUCCCUGUCCGUUCGCAUAUUCCUGGAGAGCCACGAGAAGCCACCUGCCGUCGUGCGCAACGCGAGCCUCGUCGUGGGAGAGGAGGAGCCCGUGUCCAUCGGCAGCGCCAGCCUUCAGGUCAUGCACGAAGUGAGCCCGCCGGCCGAGUUGGUGUUCACGGUGAGGGAGCCGCCCCGGCACGGCUUCCUGCGUUGUCUGGUGGCGCACGGGGAGGAGGAGCAGUACGAGGGCUCGCUAGCGCAGCAACUGGAGGCUUUCACGCAGCUGGACGUCAACUUGAACCGCGUGCAGUACGUCCACACCUCGCCUGGACAGCUUAACGACAGCUUCUCCCUGGACGUGGGCAACGGCGUGUCGGCGCCACUGCCGGCACUGCUGGUGGCCGUCGACGUCCUGCCGCGUCUCAUCCCCCUGCGGCUGCCGGGCGGCGGCGUGCUGGCGGUGCGCGAGGGCGGCUCCGCGGCCUUGCUCGUCACCGCCGACAGCCCCCACUUUGCGAGGCGUCAACUCGAGUUCCGGGUGUCCGAGCCGCCCAAGCACGGGCGCGUGGAGGGCGUCGACCAACCUGGAGUGGCCCUCGCCGCCUUCACCAGUCGGCAGGUGGAGCGAGAGCUGGUGUACUACGUGCACGACGGCAGCGAGACCCGCGAUGACAACUUCACGCUGGUGGCCGUCGAUGACGAACUGCACAAGCGCAGCAAGCCGACGGUCGUGCCGGUCGCCAUUUCCGCCGUCAACGACGAGCCUCCCGUCGUCACCGCCAACCAGGUCCUGAAGGUGUGGGUAGGCUCCGUGACGGAGAUCACGUCAGCCGACCUGAGGGCGGAGGACAAAGACACCACCCCGGAAGAGUUGGCGUACUCCAUCUCCCCUCCCAGCAACGGCCUGGUUGCCCUGCGAGAGCGGCCGAACCAGCCGGUGCUCAACUUCACGCAGGCGGACGUCGACUCGGGCUCGCUCGUCUUCGCGCACCGCGGAGCGACCUCUGGAGGAUUCAACUUCCAGGUCACGGAUGGAGUGAACUUUGCUGCUCGUCAGAUCUUCAGCAUCACAGCCAAGCCGCUCGUCCUCAGUGUGGAGGUCAACAACGGACUCAGCGUCUACCCUGGGUCCCUGCACGCUAUCACUGAGCAGGACCUCAAGGUGGUCACCAACGACGACAAGUUCCCCAGCAACCGCUCCGUCGUCUACUCCGUGAUCGACAAGCCCGGGUUGGGCCGCAUCGUGCGGACUGGAGCCAACAACAACGCCACGGCCGCCGUAGACAGCUUCACCCAAGCGGAGGUGGCGGAGGGACUGAUUGCGUACGAACAUCGGGGAGGCGACAUGGGGCAGUGGAGCACCACAGACUCCUUCGUCUUCCAGGCUUCGUCAACGCCCUCCAAGCUGCCCGCACAGACCUUCCACAUCAGCGUGUCCUUUGACAACGCGGCCGGGAGGAGCGGCGUGCUGCUCGCCAACACAGGAGCGACGGUGGUGGAGGGCCAAGAAGUGGCGAUAAACAAGUCGAACCUGGACGCCUCGAACCUGCUGGCCAAGCUCGCGAAGGAACAGCGCGGCUCGCACGAGGUGUACCUGCAGGUCACCGUCCUGCCCCGACACGGCUUCCUCUGGCUCGGCAGCUUCAACGUGACCAAGGAGAAGCCGUACGUCUCCCAGGCGAACCUCGACCGCCACGGCUUGCGCUAUCGGCACGACGGCUCGGAGGACGCCCGCGACAACUUCACCUUCGUCGCGUUUCCCAACCCCAAAAACAAACGCGCCGGCCGACCGGAUGGCAGCAGUGACGUCGGCGACUCGCUCGUCGUCGAGGAGGUCUUCCUCAUCGACGUGCUGCCGGUCAACGACCAGGCGCCGGAGCUCAAGACCAAGACGCCGGGCUUGAGCGUCGUGCAGGGCUUCACCGCCACGAUAUCCGAACGCAACCUGAAAGUCGUCGACCUGGAUAAUCCGGCGCCCGAAUUAAAGUUUACAAUCAUCAGCAGACCGAACAACGGGCGCGUCGCGUUCAACGACAGCCCGAGCGUCGCCGUGAGCGAGUUCACGCAGGCGGACGUGGACGCGGGCCGCGUGGUGUUCGUGCAGGACGGGAGUCCCGCGUCCGGCGUCUUUUACUUCCGCGUGACGGACGGCGUCCACCGCCCGCUCUUCACCCUCUUUAACCUGGCGGUGGAGCCGCUGUCCAUCCGGCUGGUGAACCACAGCGUGGUGGAGCUCGUGCAGGGCCAAGCGACGAUCGUGGUGACGCGCGGCCACCUCGCGGGCGAGACCAACGGGCAGAGCGCCGAGAUUACGUACCUGGUCACGCGCGGGCCGCAAGCCGGCCUCUUGCUGCUCAACGGCAGCAGGGUGGACACCUUCCCGCAAACCGAAAUCGACGCGGGCUCGCUGGCCUACCGCAUGACCAACAUGUCGGCAUCCGAGGACGACUUCGAGUUCAGUGCCCUCACCACCGAGAGCAACGUCACGGGCUUGGUUGCCAAGAUUGCGGUGAUGCCCCUGGUUAAGAUUCCCGCGGACCUGGCACUACCCGCUGGAGCGGCCACCCCCGUGAGUCUGGACAUGCUGGACGCGCGAGAGCUGGCGAACCUGACGGGUCACAUGCCGCACUACGAGGUGCUACGGCCGCCGCGGCACGGCCGGCUCGCGCGCCGCUCGCUCCGCGGAAAGCGGGACGCACGGGGGGUGACGCGUUUCACCCAGAGCGACGUCGAGAUGGGGCUCGUCCUCCUGGAAGUCGACGACGUAAACCUAACGGAUGCGCGUCAAGCAAACGAUUCCUUUAGGUUUGUGCUGGGAGCAGAGGGGGUCCAGCCAGCGGCGGGUGAGUUUGCGUACAGCAUAGUGCCUCUAGAUCCUUCCGCGUUGCCCAAUAUAACGUCGCACCUCGAAGCACUUUCAGAACACGAUUCGUCGGUGACCCCCCCUGUCACGGGAGGCGCUACUGCCGUGGACUCGAACGUGGCCACGGAGGAGGCGGCGUCGCCAUUCAAUGCGACCGUGUCCCCGUACAGCGAGGCUCCGGCCAGAAGGCCUGCACCCCGAUGGAGGAACAAAAUUUCGGAUCGCUGGGGCAAUCGCAACAAAAACAGCAGUGCCGACCCCGACGACGCCUUAGAUCCCAGCCCGUCGUCGUCGUUGCCCGAUCUGGACUGGGCGGCGGCGGAGUCGGUGGACGAGGGCAGCGGCGGAAACCUGAACGUCAUCGUCCCCGUCGUCGUCGCCGCCGUCGCGCUCGCGAUCAUCGCGGCUCUGGCCUUGCUGGCGAUCGCCAGGAGGAGGAGCCGCGACGUCGCGAAGGGCUUCCGGGCUCUCAAGCCCAACAACCUGGGCCCGAGCCGCCUGCUCACAGUGGGCCACACGGAGAGGAGCCCCACGGUGCCCACCGUCACCGUGACGGCGCUCGGCGGCGGAGGAUCGCCGUCCGCGGAGGCCGACAUCGUGGCGGCCAUGGUGGCGGAUGCCCGGGCAAACCCGUCACCACCCCCAAGUCCCACCGCCCUCCCGUACACCUGGUGCCACUUCAACGCCGACAUGCUGCAGUACUGCCGAGCCACAAGUCCCUCGCUGCGCAAGAACCAGUACUGGGUGUGACGCGGGAAGGCGGAGCGUUCCGUUUCGGGGGGGCGGAAUGCGGGGUCGCCACGUUCACCCCCGUAUGCCCCCCUCUCUGGUGCGGCUCGGCCGAGGUGGUCCCGUGGAGGUCGCUCACCCCCACCCCACCCCCCCGAUCGCCCGCCGUGUUUUCACGCGGGUCGUUGAGAAUGGGCGAUUGCGUCUGCUCCUAAAAAAGGUGUCAGUUUUGUUGCCAGAUAGAAGGGUAAAAAACUAAUUAUCAUAUUUUUUACUGGCAAAUGAGGUUCCAAUGGUGCGUCUGCUCCGUUUGUUUUUUCUAGUGUAAAUUGACCUGAACACAUGCCGGUGGGCCUUCUGCCUAAAGGACUGCUGCUGCUGCCGCGUGUUGCGGUUAGCUGGAGCCAACCAGGCCAGCGGCAUUACGACGGCCGCAUAUUAGAACGAAGCCUGUGUUUGUGCUUUUUUUUUGGUGUGUCUACGUUCAUAUCUCGUUGGUACCAUUUCUCUUUUGUUUUUACAUAUAUAUAUAAACGUUGUGCAAAGAGCGUUUUGCCAAAAAUACGGCCGUCAAAAAGGGCAGGAAAGAAAGAAAAGCGUUAUAAUUUGACCGGUGUUAUCAGUGGCUGAAUACAGAGAGUUUGUACUUUUUUUAUGAAUGGUGCCACGUUUUGAUUUUGUGACAAACGUAAUUACCGAUAUGAAGCAACAUGUGUUCAACGAAACAAAGCUCCUUACGGAUCAAUGUUAUCCCAGUAAAAUUAGUGUUGUUCGGGCCGACCUUCACAAGGAUUCGCUUUACUGAGUAUCAUCAGCAGGGUGUUGCCUGUUAAAUGCUACCGGAUAGUAUAAGAAUAUACAGCAAAUACCGAGUAGCGUUUGUGAGCAUUUUACAAUACAUUUGGAAUCGUUUUUAGCAUCACUGCGCAUCAAUAUUGUCCCAACAUUGGAUUGCUUAUCAUCGUUAUUGUUGACCUAGUGUUGUAGAAGAGAAGCGGAAACAUAAACUUGGAAUUCUUGUUGUUAUUUUGGUCUGCCAGUCAACGUGGUCUUGGGCUAACCGACCGCAUCCCAUGUGAAAGCGUAAUUUUUUAUUACUAUUUUUGUAUGUGGAUUUUAAUCGUCAAGGUUAAGAGGUCACGACGAGCGGGGGUGACCGGAUUGCUUAGAGGUCAGAGCACUGAGCUGGCAACCACUGAGGCCGUGGGUUCAACUCCAGGCCUAUGAUUAAAUCAGCUUCUCAAGUGUAGAGAGUUGAUGGUUCAUGAGCAUUACUCUCAGUUGAAGACAGGUGGGAAAAUGCUGCUUCCUACCGUAUGGACGAUAGGUCACUUGAAGACAUAUCAGAGGUAGCUCUGUGGUAGCCACUUCCAUGGGGCCGUUGUUGCACUGCUCUGCAAGAGAUACAAAUUGAUGCCUUAAUUAAAAAAAGAGUUUAUCAUGGCCAAUGCUGUUGAUACCACCACGACUUGCCAUUGCUUCUCUCCACAAGAUCCCACUUCCCUUGCAGUGGUUAUACACAAAGUAUGCCACGAUCUGGCUUGAGACCGUAUGCUUUGUCUCCAGCCUUUGGGUGCUCACUCUCAUACCUGUCUCAGUAAUCUGCCCUCCAAAGAUGUUUCUUUAAUAAUUGAAUGCACAAUACAAUUUUAUGGUACUAUACAAUUUUAAUGUUUAAUGCAGCAAUAUAAUGCCAAUAAACAUUUAGUGGGCAAGUAGAAUUAGGUGGGAUAUCAGAAAGGUACUUUGACAAGCAUAUCCACAUAGUGUAGAAAAUAAGUGUUAAAUAUUUAAUCUGGAUUUGUAUGUUUUCUACCAACAUUUUGAGAAUUUUUUUUGAAACUCCACAGACGAAAACAUGAAUAGGCGUAUACAUUUCUGUCUUUGUUUAUGCCAAUACAUAUUUCAAAUUAUACUCUACGUUCCAAAAAAAAACCUCUGAAAAGGUAGUGAGUGAGUCAAUGUUUAUCCAUUAGGCGCUCACUGUAUAUAUACACGAAUAUAAUUCUCAGGUGAUGUAUACAAUCCAGCAGUGGCUAACGUGUGGCCGCGUGUGCUCUGGUAAACUAUUGAAUCGAACUACAGCUGAGCUAUCCCGAUUAUGUCAAUGAUCGACUACUCCAACGAUUAUCGUGCGACUACUCGACGAAUCGGAUUACGUGAAAAUAUUUGGUUGGAAAAACACUGUGGAAAGUAGGGUAAGUGACGGACUCAUCAUCAGCUGGGGGUUUCCUGCCUUCAUUAGGCUGGGUGUUUGGCGGGCGGUCAACUUUUUUAAGGGGCCCGAGUGUAGUCGCCUGCAAAAAAGGGGCCGAUGACAAAUUGUUUUGUCGUUGAUGAACCAACUUUUGUGGCCUCAUCGUCCCUAGCCACAAAUCAAACCCAGCCAAAAGCCCCCUUGAUUCUGACCCGCAGAUACACCUGUGGUUGGCCAGGCAAUACCACGUUCCCACGGAAUUGAAGCGGGACGCAAUUUUUUUCUCUUAGCGGAAAUGUUUAGUUCGGUGCAGAAUUAUUUCAAGGGUUAUAAAAACCAGGCUCUCUUCAACCGCUUACGUUCCACUCGGAAUGCCUUGAGAGUUUCCUUUGUUACACCAGUGUUUUUAUUAUUAUGUAAGAUGUCUUUCAAUAAUACCACUAGUUGUUCCCUACGAAGGGAGAGAGCACGGCUAUGCACGGAUCUGUAUUGCAUAUGCAGUGGUAGGAUGCUCAAUGCACGAAUUGGCGGUGUCGUCUGUCGUUACAUGCUGCGUUGUGCUUGUAACGUUCGGGCUUUAGUUAACCCCGGGGUGUCUCUGCCACGACUUGUAUAGGCUUCAAAAUGUGGUUUCAACAGCCAUUGUCGACACGCUUGGUUUGUUUUCUUUUUUUUUCUCACGCACGGCUGCCAGAUACUCAAAUUCAGGUCGAGUCGGCCCAAGGAAACGGCCCCACGCCAGCUGCCAAUUGCCGCUCGUUCGCUAGGGGCCGGUGUGAGGUCGUAGUUCAGCGAUUAGAACUGCCGCUUCACACUCGCCGGUUCACUCACCCCAGUCUGUUGGCAUUGGUGGUAGCGGGAAGCUAUGGGGUAAUACGUUUGCAGCCAGUUUCCAGUGGUGCUCAAUUGAAGUGACUCUUUCGUCGUCGAAAUCAGUGUUCCUUUAUAACUGUCCGCCAAGAAGGGAGGUUACCUACCGGCUGCUGUUAACGACAGAGAAGGGUUCACGGGCUGCACAAAGUCCCAUUCAUUGGCAACCGUCACAGCCAAGUUUCCAAAUGUGUGCGUUACCCCAUUGACGCGUGUGCCACGUUAUUGUACGCGAAAAAUAAGAGCAUGCUCAUUUGACACCGACACUGUAUACAGAACGAGGCAGUUCCAUUUGGGAACCAGAGUUCAAUCGCUAAGUUUUUUUCACUCGGUUACAAUGAUCGUACCGACGUGUAUUCACGGCAUACGCGCGGCCCGCUGUAUAGUGUCCACACGUGGCUAGAUGGGAGGCCCUUCACACGGCUUGAGACUGUGGAGAUUGUUUGAUCGUACGUCGCGCGGGCACAUCAGCUCGGGUUGAUGAGAGGCGGUGUCCGGCCAGGAAUUCGAACUCGGGGGUCAUGCGCUUCAGGAUUCAGUGCGCCAAUCACUGCACCACCGCCCAGUCUCGAUGAAGGCAUUUGUGUGAUUCCGAUAACCGGUGCCGUAUUAUGCAAUCGUUAUGCAAUGCAGAGAUUGUCUUUUAAACAUUUUAGGGAAACUAAAUAUUUAUAAAAAGUCGUAUCCACAUAUUGUUCGGGUUAUUUUUUUUACAAUCAUAUAAUAUCCGGCCAGGGGGUUCUGUGACAAGGUGGUCUACUCACAAUAGAAAGGUCAAGAGUUGAAGUCCCACUCGGUGGUCAUCGACUCCACCCUUCAGUCUUUCAAGGUGUGUAAAAUAAACACCACUUUGUGGCUAUUUAGCAUUGGUUGUUCUAUGUAGAGACUUUUCUUCACCAAAGGAAUGUGGAAUUUCCACCCUCGGUUUCAGGGCUGCUAUAGGAGAUGACCCCCCCCCCCCCCAUAUACACACAUUGUUGAAUAAAGACACUUGGUUUGAAGAAACAUGUAUUGUGGAUGAGUGCGUUGGAGCGUGAUGAGCCGAGGUAAUCCUUGGACUUGUAAUUGUGAGGCACGAUCCCACAUUGCCAUCUGCGCGGGUGUUGUGGAUUCUGACAUGGAACAAAAAAUUACUUAACAAUCACAUCUGCUAAAGUGUUUUAAUAUCAAUUGUCACCACUGUCUUGAAAUUAUCAAAGCAAAUUAUUAACUUUUUUGUCUAUUUUCUUAUACAAUGUGCAAGCACAGUAUGCGCUAUGGAAAGUCCAUAAUGCUGAUAAAAUUGCCUGUUGCAUACAGCGGUGUCAAAUAAUGUCACCUGUGGAGGUGGUCCAGUGGUCGUGAGUGGAUAUGCUCGGACAGAAAUCUGCGCCCGAAGUUACAGUGAUCGUUGGCAUUUAAGGCUGCUGAGGUUUAUCGGAGCUUGUGUCUUGGAUACAAGGACGACGACUUCGCGUGUGAGAGUGGGCCAAGCGAUUCAAGGGCAGCAAGACAGACACUGCUGAUAGUUCUCUGAGAAGCAGACCCAUUAGGCGAGUGAUCCCAACGGAAGCUUGGAGAGCGGAGAACCGCGUGACCGAGCUGGAGUCAGGGACAUCACGGAGGCAUUGCAGAUUGGCCAUGAAGCUGCACAAUAAAUGUCUGAAGUGGAGUAAUCGUUCGGUGCGCAUGGUGUGUGUGAUGGGUACCAACAUUAUUAACACGUGUCCAAAAUCUGACCGAUCUGCGGAUGUUACUGCAGUAAACGUGUGUUGUACCGCAGAUGCUGUGUUAAGGUUGGUGUCCCGAUAGCAGAAGUUCAUCGAUCCUCGAUCAUGCUGUGGGUUACCUGUAGAAGUGGCAGUGCCGUGAUGCUCUGUUGGGUCAGUGUCUUCUGUAAGUAAUGAGGAUCUGAUUUGUUCACUGUGUUCCUCAUGUUAAGGCAUAACUAUACCAUCACGUUCUGAAUAUAAAGUAAAAUGAUUAUAUCAAAAUAUUUAUCGUUUAAAAAAACAUGUACGUGUCCUUAAUAUAAUCUCACUUUUACUACUGAAUACAAAGCUAUACAUUUAAUGAUGCAUUGAUUGAUUGAAAUCUAUUUCUUAUGCUCACAGUAGAUGCAUCUAAUUGUGCACGCAAUAAUCGAAUACCUCUGUACAGGUGUAUGCAAGUUAGAUGCCGUGUUACACUCGGGAUUAUGGAGUGAAUAGGAAAAAAAACUGAACAAACGAGGCAAUACAAACAAAACGGUACGAGACAAUGCAAAGUGGUACAAAUGUCGAGGCAUUAAUGGGCAUUCUCCAUCCUGUUAGCGGGUAGCUGCCCGUUCUCGUCAACAGGAGGCGGCAGCGCUGCCACGCCAGAGUUAGUGACCGUGGCCCAAAGGGGUCAACUACAAUCCCUGGGAAGCCGAUCCUGGGACACAAUCCCCGGACCCCGGGAGGGGGGACCGGGGGAUGAUGUCACCUUCCAGAAAGUUCUGGAAGGGAGGCGUGGCUAGGGCGGAGCAAGCCACGAACCGGUAUAUAAGCCGGACCUCUCAAGGGUCCGGCUCAGUCAUACCAGCGCGAAGACCGGAGAAGGGGCUAGAAUAGGACCUGGACCACAAACUCCGCUGCCCUUUCUCAGGGCCGGAGCUGAGUGUGGCCAGUGGUGAAACCCUGGGGCUCCCCUCUCCCGAUGUCCUUCUCAGGGCCGGGUCUGAGCGGACCAGAGGUCAGGACCCGUACACAUUGGCACGGUCGGGUCGGGAUAGCCUCCCCUAGAGCCCCCUAGAGCCCCCUAGCCGGAGGGAUACAAAGACGUGCAGGGUGGUCCCCGUGUUAGGCAGUCGUGUAGCCCGGAGGCCAUUCACCUCCUUAGCUAUCGGGUGGAAGGGGCCGUUACCCCUUCGUGUUAGGGACCUGUACCCAGAUUGCGAAUAAAUAUCGUGUUGCCUCGCAAGAAGUUCUCCAAUUAUUUACCCACUACAAAAAUUGUACGAAAAGGAAGUUUAUCGAAUUAUUUCCCUGAAUCGUAACAACUUGUCCACACCGCGGCCGAAUCGCUGCGUGAUUCGGCCGCGGGCAUGUUCGUUUAACACGUGGUAGGCUUUCACGACCAAUAUUAUCCAUAAGAGAGGUGUUUGGGUUAGAUCGCGUAAAUAUUUAAAUGUGCUGUUAAACCCGCCACCACCCGACACAGCCAAUUAGUAAGGUUUGUCACGUAAAUACAAACGUGGUAAUUCACUACUAGUUCAGCACUACACCGGUGUGUUGGAGAGUAACCCCACAACAUUUACAAUUGAAGUACUGUGACGUUUCGCCGAUAAUUACCACCAGCAUCAUCAGGCGGCAGCCAGAGUUGUGGAUAAAUCCUCGCUCUACUGAGGAGGCACGUGUUAAAGAUAUCCAGCUUCUCACGAUUACGUAAAAAAGGAACGCGUCAUAAUCAUUGUAAAACACUGCAUCUUAAAACAAUAUGCAGAAACACAACUAAAUCGUUACCGUCAGUUAAGAUUUUAGUUAUCCCCAACGGUACCGCCGUAAGUUCACGUGCUUCACUGCAUAUAAACGGUUACGUGUUUUAUCAGCUGUGAAACAGGUGACUUCAUUCUGGUGGUCACCUGGUAAAAAAAUGUUGCAAGUGUGCCUUUUUAACGCUUUGCAAGUGAUGGGUCUGCAGGUGUUGUGAACUGUGUGUUGGUGCUGUGACGUUUGUGUUUGUGCUGUGACCAAACAUCAAGAAGGGACAGGCAAGCAUCUGCAGCUGUUAUUCUCCCUGCCUUUCGAGCCCCAUCCCAAGAAUGCAUGCACAGUCGAAUAUUUUCAGUCAAAACUUAAAGGACAUUUACUCAUCCCUGAGUUGGAGUGGUGGCCAUUCGGGGUUUUCUGUAUUGUCAAGAGUCGUGAUGCAUCCUGGGAUGCUCUGCAUGAAGAGCACCUAUAUACAAGCGAAACUGUGUUCCGUUUUUUUAAUAAAUACCACAUUACCUUGAAUUAAACGACAAAACCUACCACUCGUGUCACAAAAAUAUUGCCUGUGAGUCCCCUCUCAUCCUGGGUGGAUGAUAGAAAGUGAGAAGAUGUUUCUCGAGAGGCUUUCCUUUGAAAAUUGAUGGGGCUCUGGUUUAGCGAGCUUUAGAUUUUUUUUUAAAGCCACGUUCACGACUGCAUCUGCCGCCUCUGGUACGCAGCUGUUACAUUAUUGGAAAUGUUUCACAGAAUCUCUAGAGUUUCUCCCAUGGGAUUCCACUCCCAAGCGGUCACUUCCCCAGGCAGACAGCGUAUUGAUUUUGAACGUCACAUUCAAAGCUAGUGACCAGAAUAUUCGGGUGUACUGUUAGCGGAAAAGAAAAACAACUCAGAAGACAUUUUCUGUUGUAAAUAUAACAAAAA
Molecule: messenger RNA, 15378 nt
Organism: Lethenteron reissneri (Far Eastern brook lamprey)
Lineage: Eukaryota; Metazoa; Chordata; Hyperoartia; Petromyzontiformes; Petromyzontidae
Product: chondroitin sulfate proteoglycan 4-like
Biological process (GO): anatomical structure morphogenesis
Source: RefSeq, a predicted model, not a curated record